Molecule: messenger RNA, 4532 nt
Organism: Daphnia carinata
Lineage: Eukaryota; Metazoa; Arthropoda; Branchiopoda; Diplostraca; Daphniidae
Product: zinc finger SWIM domain-containing protein 4-like
Exons: 14
Coding region: 661-4485 (1274 amino acids)
Cellular component (GO): Cul2-RING ubiquitin ligase complex
Molecular function (GO): zinc ion binding
Source: RefSeq, a predicted model, not a curated record
UCGCGCGGGUGUACGGUCGCCGUCAUCGUGUUCGCCGACCACAAAACAUCGAGGACGUAACAAAAACACACAAGUGAAAUUGCAAGUUGUGUGUGUGUGUGUGUGUGUUUUGUGUGUGUUUGUGUUUUUCGUCUUCUUUUGUGUGUGCUGUUCGAAAAAAAAAAAAAAAGAAACGGAUUACGAAUCGCCUCCCCACGGUUUCACUUCUUUCGUUCCAUUUCGGCCAGAACACUUUUGGACCUAGCGAAAGUGAUGGUGUUCUACUCGUGUCGCCGUCGUUGGUCGUCCAUUUUCUCUCUUUCAGAACUCUCUUUCGAGACCCUAAAGCUCAAGUGAAAUUGCCGACCAGGUUACGUUAGGCUUCGGAUCACUCUCUUAUCGAAUUUUUUUUUUUUUUUUUCGUUCCUGGUGUGUGCUGUGUGUGUGUGUGAGUGUGUGUGUACGUGUGUAUUUUGCUGGCAGCCCACAGGAAGCCAUAAGCCUCCCUUUUUUGCUCCUCCUCCUCCUUUUUUUCCAGUUUCUUUUCGUGUAUUUUUCCUCUCCCUUCCUUACACGUUUCAAACACACACACAAAAAAAAAAACCCAAAUAAAAUAACAAAAAAAAAAAAGAAGAAAACAAAAGUUGCAACAAGACAUUGGAAAGCAGCAGAUGACAGAGAAUGGCCGCCUCGCGCAGACCGUGCUGCAGCGGCGGCGGCCGAUUCGUCGUGCCGGGCAGUCUGUCAGCGAGCGACAAUGGUGGUGGUGUUAGUGGCAGCAGCAGCGGCAGCAAUAGUGUCGUCAGUGGUAGUGGUGGUGGUGCUAAAAUGAUGAUGGGUCUAUUGGGUUUAUCGGGCUCGGGCUCUGGAGGUUUCAGUGGAAGUGGCUCGGGCAUGAACAGCAGCGGGAGUAGCUCGGGCACGGGACGAACGCCCGACACGCUCCUGGACAUCUGCGCCCGUAUUGUGGCUCAACAGAUUCCCUUCCAGCGGAUCGAAGAGCGAUACGACCGCAUUCCGGAGCCGGUGCAACGUCGCGUCAUCUUCUGGUCGUUUCCGCGCAACGAACGCGACAUUUGCAUGUAUUCCUCUCUCUCAAGACCGUCGACAAACUCGUUGGAAUACCAAAAUCUACCAUUUCAUCGAGGGUUGAAGCUCUUUGAGUCGGGCUGUGUCGACUCGGUACUACAAGUCGGUUUCCACUUGAGCGGGACGGUGACGGCGCCUAAAUCGUCGAGCGGCAGUCCGCUACCUCCUUCUUCAUCAUCUGGUGCCGUCGGCGGCGGUGGCGCUGCUGGAGGAGGCGUUGUUGCGGGUGGAACGGCAGUAGCAGGACCGCCGGUGGAAACGGAGAAGAAAUACCGCGUCUCCGUCAGCUUCGACCGGUGUAAGAUCACGUCAGUGACGUGCAGCUGCGAAGCCAGAGACAUCUUUUGGUGUCAACAUGUUGUCGCUCUGGCCUUGUUCAGAAUACGCAAUGCCGACACCGUCAGAUUACGAGUGCCCAUUUCAGAAACGUUACUACAAAUGGAUCGGCAGCAAUUGCAAAAGUUUGUGCAAUACCUGAUCUCGGAGCAUCACACGGAAGUGCUGCCCACGGCUCAAAAGUUGGCAGAUGAAAUUCUACAGCAGCGUUCGGAGAUCAAUCGCAUUCCAGGUGCACCGGAUCCAACGGCUGGAGCCAGUGCCGACGACGAACACAGUUGGCACCUGGACGAGGAGCAAGUCUGUGAACAGGUGCGAUCGUUCCUCUCUCAAGGCGGCUACUACAACGUCAACAAGCAGCUGGUGUCCAUGUUCGCCAAGGUGCGGGAAAUGCUGAGGGCCAGGGACUCUAACGGCUCGCGAAUGCUCACGCUCAUCACCGACCAGUUUCUGGCCGAUCCGAGGCUCUUCCAGUGGAAGACGCAAGGCACUCCGAUGACCGACAAGUGCCGCCAACUUUGGGAUCAACUCGGAGCCCUUUGGGUCUGCGUCGUCCUCAAUCCUCAUUGCAACCCAAGCGACAAGCUGCACUGGCGCCAAAUGCUUGAACGCUGGUCCCAAGUGGACGUCUGCCCUCCAGAGGACCCCGAUUUUAGGCCGCAAACGUCAUCAGGUCAAGAGAGCAACCGACUGCGGCCUAGAAGGUCGGUUCAAGGGGACGAUUCCACUAGUUCCGAGAGCUCCGAUGACGACGACGAAGCAUCUCGACGCGGGCGAGAGGCCAGCUUAGAUCACAGUAUUAGCAACGCCAACCGGAACGCAUCCACGGCCAACAACAAUAACGUUAACAAUUACGUGCCGAUCACGAGGAAUGCGAGAGGAGGAGCCGUCACUGUGCGACGUCGUAGUGUCUUUCACAGAGCCAUCGACGCCAUCAGUUUGACGUGGGACAACAUCCAUCUGAAGUUAAUAUUAGCCCACGAUAACCUAUCGUCCAGCAAUGAGCCGCACAGCACAAACAACAUCAACCCGCAGGGACAGCCUCUUUGGCAUGAACACGUCCCGACAGCUUGUGCCCGGGUGGAUGCCCUCCGGUCUCACGGUUAUACGGUCGAAGCCCUUCGGUUGGCCGUCUCAAUCAUCCGGACGCUGAAGCAAGACCAGCUGCAGAGCCAGCAGCGAUGGGAUGAGCAACAGAGCCGAUCGUCGGUCAAGUGUACCGGAUCGUCUGUCGCUAGGAACCCAGCCUUGGUGCCUUCAGCCGCUGAGGGCUGGAUUGGACAUCCGCUCGACCCCAUCGGCUGCCUCUUCGACACGCUGGCCGAAGCCUCUCUCGUGCCCGACGAUCAGAACCGAGGUGGCAUCAGCAAUCAGUACUACUUCGAUCCGAUCGGGCUCGGCGCCGAUGGCGAACAGAACGCGACGGCCACUCCGCCGCGUUACCAGCACGUCGGCGUGUCCGGAUCGAGGGAUCGCAACGAGUCGUAUCUGACGCUGGCCACGGAAGCGGCCUUAAUAGGACUGGGCCAGCAACGAGUCAUGCCGGCCGGCCUCUAUUCACAGGAGAAGGCGUGCAAGCAGGAGGAGCGGCUCCUGCAGAAGCUGCAGGAGAUGGAGCUGGACACGGUCCUCGUGUCCGUCUUGAGGAAACAGUCGAUGAUGCUCCUCGAGUCGGGCCCGACAUCCGGCCUGGGAUCGGGUAUCCACCCGGAGAGCAUCCCCAUGCACACGUACGCCAAGUUCCUCUUCCUGGCCCUCCUGCCGCACGACACGGAUUUGGCGUACAAAGUUGGACUGCGGGCGAUGAGGCUGCCGAUUUUGGAAGACCACGAGGACGUUGACGAUCCGGUCAACGGCAACGUGAGCUCGCUGGUGUUGAGCCGCUACCCGCGCUGGUUCACUCUUGGCCACAUCGAAGCCCAGCAGUGCUCUCUAGCGUCGACAAUGUUGAGCGCCGCCAAAGGGGACAUUAACCGGCUGCGGACGGUGCUCGAGUCGGCGCAGCGCAACAUUCACAGCUCGUCACACUUGUUCAAGCUGGCGCAGGACGCCUUCCGCUUCGCUACACCACAAGACGGGCCGAGGCAUCCGACUCUGCUCAACGUGGCCUUCGAACUCGGCCUGCAAGUCAUGAGGAUGACGCUCUCGUCCGUCAACUGGCGCCGCCGCGAGAUGGUACGCUGGCUCGUCACGUGCGCCACAGAAGUCGGAUUCGAAGCCUUGCUCUCCAUCAUGCACAACUGGUAUCAGCUGUUCACGCCCACAGAAGCAACCGGACCGGUCGCCAGCACCAUCAUGUCGCACAGCACGGUCAUGAGGCUCAACUUGAGUUACGUCCAACAGGAGGAGCUCUCCAACUGUGCCCGGACGUUGGCCCUACAGUGCGCCACAAAGGAUCCACCCAACUGUGCGCUCAACGCCCUCAACCUGUGCGAGAGCGCGCCCAUCAGCUUCGAAACGGCCUAUCAGAUUGUCAUCGAUGCCGCCUCGCACAUCAUGACGUCCAUGCAGCUCUUUACCAUCGCUCGAUACAUGGAACAUCGCGGAUAUCCUCACCGGGCGUAUAAACUGGCGUUGCUGGCCAUGAAAAACGUCCAUCUGGCCUACAAUCAAGACACUCACGCGGCCAUCAACGACAUCCAUUGGGCGUGCGCGCUGAGUCAUUCGCUGGGCAAAUCGGAGCUCAGUACCAUGAUUCCCCUCUUGGUCAAGAACGUUCAGUGCGCCACCGUAUUGUCUGACGUCCUACGACGGUGCGCCGUCUCGGCGCCCGGCGUUGCCUCCGCCUGUCCGCCCGAAGCCAAACGCCGUUGCGUCAAGCCCCUCCCAUACGAUAAGGCGCCGUUGAAACCGCUACUGGACGCUGCUAUCGCGGCUUACGUCAAUACGACGCACUCUCGUUUGACGCACAUCAGUCCUCGCCACUACGGCGACUUUAUCGACUUUCUGGCUAAAGCUCGCGAGACUUUCCUUUUGGCCCACGACGGCCUCAUGCAAUUCGGCCAGUUGAUCGAAAAUAUGAAAGUGGCCUACAAGGGCAAGAAAAAGCUCAUGUUCCUCGUCAAAGAGAGGUUCGGAUAAAAAUCGCCAGUCGGCGCGCCUCCAAACCCUUUUUUCUUUUCUUUUUU